This is a messenger RNA of Microdochium trichocladiopsis, 822 nucleotides long. RefSeq lists its product as uncharacterized. Lineage: Eukaryota; Fungi; Ascomycota; Sordariomycetes; Xylariales; Microdochiaceae. Bases 1 to 822 code for a protein of 273 amino acids. The transcript has 2 exons. The record is from RefSeq and is a predicted model, not a curated record. Gene Ontology annotation, cellular component: plasma membrane.
AUGCUCCGCCAACUAGCUAUUGCUGCCAUUCUGGCCUGCAACCCGUUGCUUGCCUCUGCUGCACUAGGCGUCCAGCAACCCAUCAAGCCCCCAACCCUGGGCACAGACACCGUACACGGCUGCUACUCGAGCAAAGGCUCGCUGGAUAAUGGCAGACCUGUGGACUUCAACAGUCAGGGCGAGUGCAACAAGGUCUGUCGGGACCAGCUGAAGAAGGCCGUGGCCGCGACCUAUUCAGGCACAUGCUACUGUGGCGACGAGUAUCCGCCUUCCUCAUCAAUAGUCGCCCCGGCCAAAUGCAACGAGCCCUGCCCCGGAUACGACCAGCAUGCCUGUGGUGGACUGGGGACCUUCACGGUCUACAACACGGGAUUCAGGGUCAGCGUUGGUGAAUCUGAGCCUGACACAACUUCAAGCGCUCCCGUCAGCUCGGGGACAACCCCCCCUGCUGCCUCAAGCAGCACUGCUGCCCCAUCUGCUCAGCCAGUUACAGACGACAACUCUAGUAGUGGCCCGCCCACGGUCGCUAUUGCGGUAGGCGUCGUCGUCGGCAUUCUUGCCAUCACCGGUGUUGCUGGCGGUGUAUUCUUCUUCAUGCGCCGCAAGCGUAACAACGAGAUCGAGGAGGAACACCGCCGCAAUGCUGCCGUCAAUGCCUUCAUCAACGGUGGCAAGCCGCCCGGAAGCAGCGAUGGCCUUUCCAUGUCCGACUCACGGCUGGACCCGGUCAUUGCCAACCGCCGCAUGAGCGAUGGCAGCAUCGCAGACAACCAAGACUACUCGCGUCGUAUCCUGAGGGUAGGCAUAUUAUUCCACUUGUAA